AUGACGACUCUGGUUUCUGCAGUGGGCUCGAGGCUCUGUCGCCUGCUCUGGCCGCGCACACACGCUAACUCUGCGGCACAAAGCCGAGCCGGAUCGGAAGCGCCGACGGCCGACGACGCCUGCAGGACAGGUGACGUUCCGGUACAGCCCGUCCCGCCGGUCGACCCGGAGUGCGGCAGCGGCGGCGGCCGAGCGGCGGCCGUCCCCGACCCGUCCUCUGUCGAUCCGCCCUCAGACCCGUCGGCCGAUCGUAUUUGUUUGAUGUUUUCUGACGUGACUUCACUGAAAAGCUUUGACUCUCUUACAGGCUGUGGAGAUAUUAUUGCAGACCAAGAGGACGAGGCAGGUCCCAGCUGUGACAAGCAUGCCCCCGGGCCAGGCAAGCCAGGUCUGUCUAAAGAGAAGCCGGGCGGCGUGGUGGCCUACCAAGGAGGCGGGGAGGAGAUGGCGAGCCCGGAUGGGCUGGACGACACCUGUCUCCAGGAGUUCUGGGACAUGCUGUCCCAGACGGAGGACCGAGGACAGGGGCCCGCGGAGGGCGCGGCCCCGGCGGCGGCGGCCCCGGACGCACGGGUGGUGCCCGAGCCCCCCAAAGAGGCCAAGGACGCGCCGUCGGGCAGGCACAGGCGGCUCAGCCGGAUUCCCACCGAGCUCCACCGCAAGGAGGAGCCCAAGCCCCCGGAGAAGGAGCAGCAGGAAGCCGUCCACAACAGUGACGAGGGCUACUGGGAUUCCAGCACUCCGGGCCCUGAGGACGACAGCACCUGCAGCGGCAGGAAGGCGACCAUCCCGCGUGACAGCUACAGUGGCGACGCGCUCUACGACCUCUACGCGGAGCCGGACGGAGGCCCGGCGGCGGCUCCCGCCAGCGAGGAGACGUCCUGCGCGUCCCGGUUAAAGCCCGUGUCCCCGGUCACCAUCACCUGCCCGCUGCGGACGCCGGGCAGUCUGCUGAAGGACUCUAAGAUCCCGAUCAGCAUCAAGCACCUCGCGAACCUUCCAUCCAGCCAUCCCGUCGUGCACCAGCAAGCAGUCAGGAGUGAGAUGCCCAGAACAAAAAUCCCCGUUUCCAAAGUGCUGGUCCGCAGGGUCAGCAGCAGGGCCUUGGCUGGGACCACCAUCCGGGCAGCGGCGUGCCACGACAGUGCCAAAAAGUUGUGAGGUCCCCGAAGCCGACGUGGGUGGACCACACGUCAAGGAAUACAACUCUCCCCGGAAACCACUAAAAUAAGUUCUGCUUCCCCUAAACAAAGGCUAUCAGGACCGUCUCUGCUCCGGAGCCCGGGGGCAGGGUACACCGUGGAGGGCGUGCUACGCGGGGGAUUUCCUCUCGGGAUAAGUUCCCUGAGGAUUAUUUUCAAGCACUUUUCAUUUUUUAUCUUAAAAAAAAAAAUCUUUGGUUUUCCUUUUUUCACCGAUG
This is a messenger RNA of Suricata suricatta (meerkat), 1420 nucleotides long. It is a transcript of the gene AMER2, whose product is annotated as APC membrane recruitment protein 2. Bases 1 to 1161 code for a protein of 386 amino acids. Gene Ontology annotation, biological process: regulation of canonical Wnt signaling pathway. The record is from RefSeq and is a predicted model, not a curated record. Gene Ontology annotation, molecular function: phosphatidylinositol-4,5-bisphosphate binding; beta-catenin binding. The transcript is spliced from 2 exons. NCBI's taxonomy places the organism in Eukaryota, Metazoa, Chordata, Mammalia, Carnivora, Herpestidae. Gene Ontology annotation, cellular component: plasma membrane.